This is a messenger RNA of Diaporthe batatas, 1869 nucleotides long. RefSeq lists its product as uncharacterized. Gene Ontology annotation, molecular function: transmembrane transporter activity. The coding region runs from base 166 to 1653 and encodes 495 amino acids. Gene Ontology annotation, biological process: transmembrane transport. The record is from RefSeq and is a predicted model, not a curated record. NCBI's taxonomy places the organism in Eukaryota, Fungi, Ascomycota, Sordariomycetes, Diaporthales, Diaporthaceae. The transcript is spliced from 2 exons.
CGCAACUUUCUCUACCUAUUACUAAGGUACUCACUCACUCAGUGUACCAGGAACUGCACUGGAGGCGCACCUUGAAUUUUCUUCUUAUAACAUAUCUGCUCACCGCUACUACCUCAAGUGCUCGAACAAGUGCUCAAGACGACGCUGCUGCAGGAGCCUGCCACGAUGGACGAGACCACUCCGUUGCUGCCAGACGCAGCGACUGCCCCCAUUCCCAGAGACGACCAAUUACACAGAGUGCCGAGCAAGCACGACUUUGUCGAUUUUGAUCCGAAUGGCGACGAUGAAAAUCCGCUGGACUGGCCUCAGAGUUACAAAUGGAUGAUUGUGACAUUACUGGCAUUAAUGGCCUUCACAGUAACCUUCACGUGUAUCGGCGUGGUGCCAAUAGCGCAAACCAUCGUGGACGAUCUCGAACACGGACACGCCUCCAGUUCUGCGAGCGUGCUGCUCGUGACGAUCUGGGAACUUGGUGAGGCCGCCGGCCCCUUAUUCAUCGCUCCACUCUCUGAGCUUUAUGGGCGUUACCCGGUCAUCAACAUCGCCAACACGCUCUUCACGGCAUUCACGGUGCUCGCUGCGCUCAGCCCGACCACAGGCAUCUUGAUCUUCGCACGAGCUCUCACUGGCGUCGCAGUCGCCACCAACGUCCUCAGCCCGGCUAUUGUCGGCGAUAUCUUCGUCUCCGAAAAGCGUGGCGGAGCCAUGAGCCUGAUCCAGCUCGCGCCGCUUAUAGGGGGAGCCGCUGGGCCAGCCAUCGCCGGUGCUGUGGCUCAGACACUGGGCUGGAGGAAGACGCUCUGGAUGAGCGCUGUCCUUGCGGGCGCCUGCGAGGUGGCCUUUCUGAUUUGUUUCCGCGAAACGUACAGGGUGGAGAUCCUGAAGCGGAAGGCUGCCCGGCUCAGGAGAGAGACCGGCAACUCUGCGCUCAGGUCUGAGUUCGAUGCUGAGGAGGGCGGGCACAGCUGGAAGCUCAUCGGGGAAUCUGUAUUGCGCCCUUUCGUUGUGCUCAAGAGCAGCUUUGCCCUGCAAAUUCUGGCACUAUUCGGCUCGUUCACUUUCACCUACUUCUACAUCAUGUCGACAAGUCUGCCGCCAAUUUUGCAGCAGUAUUACGACUUCACACCAGCAGCCACAGGCUCUGCUUUUCUCGCAUUUUCGAUUGGAUCCACCGCAUCUGUUCUGAUGUGCAAUGUGUAUCUUGACAAGGUCUACAUCAAAUUGCGCAACAUGCAUCAAGGAGUUGGACAGCCAGAAUAUCGCUUGCCAUUCAUUAUCCUGGGUAGCAUUCUCUUCCCCAUUCCUGUUCUCAUGUAUGGCUGGGCGACUCAAUUGCAUUUGCACGUUUCGGUCCUGCUCGGCGCCGUGGUGCUGCUGGGAAGCUUCCUGAUGCUUUCAUUCCUGCCACUGAUGGCAUACGUCGUUGAUGCGUUUGGAGUCUACUCAGCCUCUGCAGUAUCUGCUGUCAUUGUCACGAGAUGUCUCAUGGGGACUUUCGUGCCGCUGGCUACCGAGCCUCUCGUGUCGAAGUUUGGGUACGGCUGGGGCUUCACUAUCUUCGCAGCGAUAAGUGCUGCUACGAUUCCGAUUCCUUUGGCGAUGUUCAGAUAUGGAUACAAGUGGCGUCAACAAUCCAAGUACACGAGAGAUUGAACCCAAGAUGAUAAUGGCUGUCACAGACAACAGAAUGUCAUGCCAUUCAGGGCAUGCAAGAUGGGAUUCGAAGUGCGGAGACUAUGAUGAUGAGGCCUCAAAAGCCAUUUGCUUUUUUGUGGGUGCAUAGCCAGCCCUUUGGGUUUCAAAAGUGUUUAUAGUUUUUAGCAUAUAUAAUUAGAGCGUGCUUUUCUGAAGUAUUAUAAUGGCUUCAAC